GUGUGAAAAAGGGUUCAAUCACAACACCAUCUUUAUUACCAACUGUGCGACCCAUGUGCCAUGCCUACCAUUCCCACCACGUUAUCAAAAAUGAUUCCAUGAUACGGUCCAGUGGGGGCAUGUGUACAGAGAAAAUAUGACAAACCCUGCACUUCUUUGUCGGCUGUAGUACCAUUUUCUUCUAUGCGCAUUCGUUGGCUCGGCCAAUAUACAUUUCCCUUUGAUUUCCCUUGAAACCAUCAGCGCAUCAAUUCGUCUUGUUUCAGGGCCAUGGCGCGUCGUUCUAUUGAGACAUUGUUUGCAUUCAAUCCAAUUUUUUUUUGCAUGAACUUAAAGGCAGUGGUUAAAACCGGUUUGCAAUUUCGUCAUUGGACCCAUCGGUCUACGUUGCUGUCACACAGUUGCUACUUUUGCGCUGCAGGUCUGGUGAUGUUAUCUUGUGACUUGAACGCGUUCCAGCUGAAGAGUCGUGUUUUUAUGUCUUUUUGACGUCAGGUAUGCCCUUCCAAGUCUCCUCCAUUGCCAUAACAUAGGUGGGGGGAGGGACAAAGAAGGAAGUUGGGUGGGC
Messenger RNA from Umbelopsis ramanniana AG, 568 nucleotides. RefSeq lists its product as uncharacterized. The record is from RefSeq and is a predicted model, not a curated record. Bases 271 to 489 code for a protein of 72 amino acids. The transcript has a single exon. NCBI's taxonomy places the organism in Eukaryota, Fungi, Mucoromycota, Umbelopsidomycetes, Umbelopsidales, Umbelopsidaceae.